Messenger RNA from Kwoniella botswanensis, 351 nucleotides. RefSeq lists its product as uncharacterized. Bases 1 to 351 code for a protein of 116 amino acids. The transcript has a single exon. NCBI's taxonomy places the organism in Eukaryota, Fungi, Basidiomycota, Tremellomycetes, Tremellales, Cryptococcaceae. The record is from RefSeq and is a predicted model, not a curated record.
AUGUCCCUAACUCCCUCAAACAUCUCAUCCGACCUGACCCACCUCCUUUCCCUACCCGCGACAACACUACCAUCCCUACUAGACACUUCUUCUUCCUCAUCCCCCAAUCCUGGCCUUCCAAAGUCCACUUCUGGGACCGAGCAGGGAUCCAUCGACGUACUCAACAAUUUCUCGCCAUCUCAAGCAAACCUUGAAGAUAGUCAACGAUUAAUAAAAAGCUAUAUACGGGAGAUGCAUAACAGUCAGGAGUUAGAGAAGAGUGAGGAGAUUGGUAGGCUCGGUGAGAGGAUUGAUGGGCUGAGGGAAAGAGGUCAGGGGCUGGAAAGUACUUUGAGCGAGGUAAAAGUAUAG